Messenger RNA from Mucor mucedo, 1426 nucleotides. RefSeq lists its product as uncharacterized. The record is from RefSeq and is a predicted model, not a curated record. The transcript has 4 exons. Bases 67 to 1335 code for a protein of 422 amino acids. Lineage: Eukaryota; Fungi; Mucoromycota; Mucoromycetes; Mucorales; Mucoraceae.
GAUCGGUAUAAUUCAUUUUUCCUUUCCCUUUUCUUAUUUAAUCCACACACAUUCAUUUAUCACCCUAUGGUUGACACUAAACCGCGUAACACCACCUUAAAAAAACUGGCUAGGUGGUCACCUUCUUCUCCUAACUCUGCUUCCAUUCCGCCACUGAGCUCUGACGCUCCAUUCGCUCAUGUCCAUCACGAUCAAUUGCAACAGGGAUCUUUAUACAUUAUCAAAAUUAAACAAGUUAGUCUUGCCAUGUUUGAAGGCUGGAAUGAUGAUAUGUGCUGCUUCUCUAUUCUUCGUUCUGAGGUAGAACCCUUACGCUGGUCAGAAGCUAGACAGCUGCCUGGGGAUUUUGAUAUUUAUGAUGCAUUUGAUGAAUGUGGCAAUCCUCCAAUUCAUUUAUGGGCAAGGUAUUUAAAAGUGAACGUUCCCAGUAAUUGGUUUUGUAUGUUUGAGGAAGCGAAACGUAAACAACGCGAGUGGCACAUGCGCCAGCAACAACAAUUUGAGCAGCAACAGCAACAACAGCAACAACAACAACAACAACUGCAGCAACAACAGAAUGGACUUAUUCGUCAAAGUGUAAUACAAGACCAGAAUCAAGAAGAUUACUAUUAUCCACCUCCACAAGAUGGAUCUGUGGUGCUUCGCAAUACCGACACACCUCCUGUCGCUUAUUCCAACACAGAUGUGUCUUCAAUGAGUUUGAACCAUCAUAAUUCAACAGAUGAAUCUAUCGUGGCACCAUCCAUUGUUGCUUCCACAAACAUUAUUGACCCUGUUAUGUUAAACGAAUCAUCUAGAAGUACAACGACUACCAGCCUUCAUCACCAACCCUCAAUUUUAUCCACCGUAUCCGUUAAUACAGGUAGUAUGCGUGGCUCAAAUAGGCAAGUGUUAUCUCCUACCCCCUCUCACCGGGAAGUUAUUCAACAGCAACAUCAGCCAGAAAGAUCAGGAAGCAUUAUGGAUCGUGAAAAAAUACGCAGACAUUUGGCACCUGGACAGGCUAUAAUCACAAAUAGAAAUUCGGGUAGUGUGGUUACAUUAGCUUCCACUGUUACAACAUUGGCACCCGUAAACAAAGAUUCGCCAACAUUAAAUCAUCAUCGGUCCAAAGAACAAAUUCAUGGUAUACCAGAAAAUGAUGCCGAAGAUGAUUCUAUCAAAAACGAAUCGAAUAUAUCAGCUUAUUCCAAUGAAAUGGAUUUCCCUCAUGAUUCAGACAGGUUCUCGAUUCGAUCGGAUAUUUCUCAAAGCGUCGUCACACCAACCCCAAAGCUGUCUGUCUCUUCAAAGUCUCGUAAUAGACCUUCGAUGAAGAAGAUUAUUUGGGGUUAAAAGAAAGACAAGCUCUCUCUUUUUUUUUAUAUAAAUAUCAGAAUAAAACAUGGUGCACUAUGUAACUUAUCUAACUCUGUCACGAUUAAGG